CCCAUCCUCUGCUACUAAUGAAUCACAAGAGGCCACAAUUUUUGAGAUCCGCUAGCUACUAAAGAUACUCACUCUCUCUCUCUCUCUCUCUCAUCUCUAAAUUUUCCGAUGGCGGAGGUGGCGCCUCGCGAGAGCGAUGGAAGCCCAGGCGAGCCCUCGGACGCCGUGGUGUUUGUCGGGAUCUCGCUCGUUCUCGGAAUCGCUUCAAGGCACGUGCUUCGGGGGACUAGAGUUCCGUACACCGUCGCUCUUCUCAUCAUCGGCAUUGUCAUGGGAUCUCUAGAAUAUGGAACAAGCCAUGGAUUGGGCAAAAUUGGGGCUGGUAUUCGCCUUUGGGCAAACAUUAACCCUGACCUUCUGUUGGCUGUUUUUCUUCCUGCUCUUCUUUUCGAGAGCUCCUUUUCUAUGGAGGUGCACCAAAUAAAGAGGUGCAUUGGUCAAAUGCUGCUACUUGCUGGGCCGGGCGUUCUUAUAUCAACCUUUUGUCUAGGAACACUUCUGAAGGUCGCUUUUCCCUAUGGCUGGACUUGGAAGACAUCAUUGUUGCUGGGGGGGCUUCUUAGCGCUACAGAUCCUGUUGCUGUUGUGGCUUUACUGAAAGAACUUGGAGCUAGUAAAAAGCUGAAUACAAUUAUUGAGGGAGAAUCGUUGAUGAAUGACGGUACUGCCAUUGUUGUCUAUACUUUGUUCUACAAAAUGGCUCUUGGACGGAGCUUCAGCCCAGGAGAGAUCAUAAAAUUUCUGUCUCAAGUUUCACUGGGAGCUGUGGCUGUGGGUGUAGCGUUCGGAAUAGCAUCUGUAUUGUGGCUGGGCUUUAUCUUUAACGACACAGUCAUAGAGAUUACAUUAACUCUUGCUGUUAGCUAUAUUGCUUACUUCACUGCUCAGGAUGCAGCAGAAGUUUCAGGUGUCUUGACAGUGAUGACUUUAGGAAUGUUCUAUGCUGCAGUAGCUAGAACAGCUUUUAAGGGUGAUGGGCAAGAGAGUCUGCAUCACUUUUGGGAAAUGGUCGCCUAUAUUGCUAACACUCUUAUUUUCAUCUUAAGUGGCGUGGUUAUUGCAGAAGAUAUUCUUAACAACUAUGAUCACUUUCAAGGACACGGAAGUUCAUGGGGCUAUCUUAUUCUUCUCUAUGUUUUUGUUCAGUGCUCUCGAGUGAUAGUUGUUAGCAUAUUAUAUCCAUUCUUGAGAUAUUUUGGCUAUGGUUUAGAAUGGAGAGAAGCAAUUAUUCUUAUGUGGUCAGGAUUGAGAGGAGCAGUUGCAUUGUCGUUGUCUCUAUCAGUUAAUCAAGCUAGUGGUAAGCAUACCAAAUCGGACCUCACACCAGAAGUAGGAACACUGUUUGUUUUCUUUACUGGUGGCAUAGUGUUCCUGACUCUUAUUGUAAACGGGUCAACAACUCAGUUCGUCUUACGUCUGUUGGGUAUGGACAAGCUGUCAGAAACUAAGAAACGCAUAUUAAACUAUACAAGAUACGAAAUGUUAAACAAAGCACUAGAAGCUUUUGGCGAUCUUGGGGAUGAUGAAGAAUUAGGACCUGCCGACUGGCCUACAGUACAGAGAUAUAUCACAUGCUUGAAUAACUUGGAUGAAGAACAGGUACAUCCUCACAUUGUGACUGAAAGUGAGCAUCAUCUGGAGGCUACACAUUUGAAAGACAUCCGUAUACGUCUUCUAAAUGGGGUGCAGGCUGCCUAUUGGGGGAUGCUUGAAGAAGGAAGGAUAACCCAGAGUACCGCAAGUCUUCUAAUGCGUUCUGUUGAUGAAGCUAUGGAUGUGGUAUCUAGUGAACCUUUAUGUGAUUGGAAGGGUCUAAAGUCCAAUGUUCAUUUCCCAAGUUAUUAUAAGUUUCUUCAAAUGAGUAGACUGCCUCGGAGAUUAGUCACAUAUUUUACAGUGGAGAGGUUGGAGUCAGCUUGUUAUAUAUGUGCUGCUUUUCUUCGUGCUCACAGAAUAGCAAGAAGGCAACUCCAUGAUUUCAUCGGUGAGAGUGACAUCGCUACUACUGUUAUCAAUGAAAGCAAGGAUGAAGGAGAGGAAGCUUCAAAGUUCUUGGAAGAUGUCCGUGUUGCUUUUCCUCAGGUUCUACGUGUUGUGAAGACAAAACAAGUGACAUACUCAAUUUUGAAUCAUCUUAGCAAUUAUGUGCAGAACCUUGAGAAGGUUGGACUGCUAGAAGAAAAGGAGAUGAUUCAUCUUGAUGAUGCUGUUCAGACUGACUUAAAACGGCUUCUGAGGAAUCCUCCACUGGUUAAAAUGCCAAAAGCAAGUCAUGUGUUAAGAACCCAUCCUUUACUGGGAGCUCUUCCAUCUGCAAUUUGUGAUCCUAUAGCAAGUUCUACGAAGGAAAUAAUCAAAAUACGUGGUGUAACCUUAUACAAAGAGGGUUCCAAGCCAAAUGGCAUCUGGAUUAUUGCCGUUGGAGUUGUAAAGUGGUCAAGUAAGACCUUUCCUAAGAAGCAUUCAUUGCAUCCAACAUUUUCUCAUGGAAGUACUUUAGGCCUAUAUGAAGUUCUCCUUGGCAAGCCUUAUAUGUGUGACAUCAUUACGGACUCUGUGGUACAUUGUUUUUUCUUGGAAACUGAGAAAGUACAGUCAUUACUUGCGUCAGAUCCUUCUGUUGAAGAUUUUCUGUGGCAGGAAAGUACUAUUAUCCUUGCCAAAAUAUUACUCCCUCGAAAAUUUGAAGAAAUGUCAAUGCAUGACCUUAGAGCACUUGUUUCUGAAAGAUCAACAAUGCAUGUUUACCUAAGGGGCGAAGUUGUGGAAAUAAAGCCGAAUUCUAUUGGUUUUUUAUUGGAGGGAUUUAUAAAAGCACAAGAUCCUCAUCCAGAAUUGAUCACCCCUCCUGCAGCAUUGUUGCCAUCACAUGUAGAUACAAGCGUUUCUUAUAUAGAAUCUUCAGGCUCUAAGACUGCGAGCUUCUGUCACUCUGGAUAUUCAUACCAGGUCGAAACAAGAGCCAGAGUCAUCAUUUUUGACAUUGGUCCAACUGGAAAUGAUGCACAACUCUCGAAGAGGUCUAUACCUCGGCUCUCAUCAGCCAUGGAGCCUGCAAGAAGCCACUUCAGGGAACAUGAAGGUCUAGUAAGCUGGCCAGAGAGUUUCUUUAAAUUAACUCAGCAUCAGAAUGACACUGGAGCUGAUAAACAACCAUUGUCGGCUAAAGCUGCGGAACUGAGCAUCUACGGAAGCAUGAUGAAUGGUGUAAGGAGACAAUACAAAAGCUUUCGAAGCUUCAGAAGUUUCAAAAUGCCUAAUGAAGGUGAAAAUUCUCAUAGUAUGUCAUUCCCUAGAGUCCAACCUCCAGACUCUCGACCUCUUCUCUCAGUUCAAUCAGAGGGUAGUGUUAACAGAAAGCUCGGUUCAAAGGAGUAUGCAAAACUCCCGUCAUUCCUUCCAUUGCCUUCUCGAAGAAAGAAAGUCAAGAUUGGUGAAGGCAACUCGAGUGAUGAAUCAGGCGGUGAAGAAGUUAUUGUUAGGAUUGAUUCCCCUAGCACUCUUUCUUUCAGUCAAGAUGGAUCACAAAACUUUUGAGAAAACGUUUUUCACAUUUAAUUUAAGGAGAAUGUAUGUGUUGUUUAUAUAAUAAUGAUGUUUAUGUUAUGUUUAGUACAAAAUAAAAGAGCCCAUAGUCGAAAUUAUGUAUUGUGAUUAGCAUAUGGUUGCCUAGUUAAAACGAGUGAACAUUGUAAAGACAUUUUCGUAGAGAGAUUCAAAUUCCAGGUGAUUCGUUAUAUUGUGAAGUUCCUGUCUCAUUCUUGUAAAUUUUGUUUGCAGUUAAGCGAUUUUGGACACAUCAGUUUCCAGGAGAUGUGCAUAGAUCUUAUCUCUGUAAUAAGUGUAGAAUUGAAACCACUAUUAUUUUGGCUGGAAAGAAAAUUUAUCCUUGUAUAUCGAAA
Molecule: messenger RNA, 3902 nt
Organism: Asparagus officinalis (garden asparagus)
Lineage: Eukaryota; Viridiplantae; Streptophyta; Magnoliopsida; Asparagales; Asparagaceae
Product: sodium/hydrogen exchanger 8
Exons: 23
Coding region: 109-3537 (1142 amino acids)
Biological process (GO): proton transmembrane transport
Cellular component (GO): membrane; chloroplast envelope
Molecular function (GO): sodium:proton antiporter activity
Source: RefSeq, a predicted model, not a curated record